GAUCCCGCCGACUCGAAUCAGUGGGCUCGCGGAUCAAAGGCAGAUUGAGUAAUUAGGUUACCGUUUCUGUCUCGCCUACUCCGAAAUCUCUCCUCUCCCACGACGCGUCGCCAUCGCCAUUGCCGUCGCGAGCUCUUCCUCUUCCUCCAUAGCGCCGACGAAGGACGACGGAAGACGGACGGUGGAAGACGGCCGGCUGCGCCAGCUGAUCUUGGGACACUUUGGAUCUGCAUAGUACCAUGGAAUCAAAACAACUUCAGUCAUCAUCUUCACCACCUGUUGUGGCUCCUGGCAAUCAAAACUAUGCUUCAAAUGGGCAAGAUGCUUCUGCAAGACAGACACCAUCGCUGUUUUCUGCUUCUGGCAUAUCCUCAUGGGCUAGAAGGCUCAAAAUUCCACAGCCAUCGGGCCAAGAGGAUUCACAGCCUGGAAAUGCGGGAAAGUCCCCAUUUGCACGUUUCACUAGUGGUUUUGGAUUACAUUCAUCUCCAAAAUCUCCUCAGCAAGAUGAGAGUGCUGAGGGUACCUCAACAACCACCCAACCUGGUGUCCUGGGAUCGCUGACAAGAGGCUUGGUGGACUCAUCUAGAAGUGCAGUAAAGGCUGUACAAGUCAAGGCUCGCCACAUAGUUUCUCAGAACAAAAGAAGAUAUCAGGAAGGCGGAUUUGAUUUAGAUAUGACAUAUAUUACGGAGAACAUUAUUGCUAUGGGUUUCCCUGCAGGCGAUAUGAGCUCAGGUUUUUUUGGAUAUGUUGAGGGAUUCUACCGCAAUCAUAUGGAAGAAGUAAUCAAGUUUUUUGAAACACAUCAUAAGGGAAAAUACAAAGUGUACAAUCUCUGUUCAGAGAGGCUAUAUGAUGCAUCACUAUUUGAGGGAAAGGUGGCUUGUUUCCCAUUUGAUGAUCAUAAUUGCCCUCCAUUCCAACUUAUUACAUCAUUUUGUCAAAGUGCCUACUCGUGGUUGAAGGAAGACAUCGAAAAUGUGGUGGUAGUUCAUUGCAAAGCUGGUAUGGCGAGGACAGGUUUAAUGAUUUCUAGUCUUCUUUUAUACUUGAAGUUCUUUCCGACUGCUGAAGAGUCCAUUGAGUACUAUAACCAGAAAAGAUGUAUAGAUGGGAAGGGGCUUGUUCUCCCAAGUCAGAUUAGGUACGUGAAAUAUUUUGAACGUAUCUUAACAUACUUCAAUGGUGAAAAUCAGCCAGGCCGGAGGUGCAUGCUCAGGGGUUUUCGUCUUCAUAGAUGCCCCUACUGGAUUAGGCCUUCUAUUACUAUCUCCAAUCAUAAUGGUAUCCUCUUCUCAACAAAGAAGCAUCCAAGGACUAAGGACUUAAUGCCUGAAGAUUUCUGGUUCAGCGCACCAAAGAAGGGAAUCAUGGUAUUUGCUUUACCAGGGGAACCUGGUCUGACAGAGUUGGCUGGUGAUUUUAAAAUUCAUUUUCAUGAUCGUCAAGGAGAUUUUUACUGUUGGUUAAAUACAACAAUGAUUGAAAACAGGAAGAUUUUGAGCACUUCUGAUCUUGACGGCUUUGACAAGAGAAAAUUGCCAUCUCCAGGGUUCCAGGUUGAGGUUGUACUUGUAGGUCACGAUGGGUCACAUCCUCCAAGGCCCACCAGUGCAACUGUCAAGAAGGAAUCUGAUGGAAGCUCUUCUGCUAGCACUGCCGCACACGAAAAUAACACACCACAUCCUAAACCUAGUAAGGACCGAGGUAGCCAAGAUAAGGAUGACGUCUUCUCUGAUAGUGAAUCAGAAGAGACCAGCUCUUCUAAGAGCAGGCGUGACAAGGUGGCUCGCAAUGUAGGAGGGUCUGCCAGUACUGCUAAUGGACCUGAAAUGAAGGCUUCGCAAGAGGCAGGAACCUUGACACAAGCUGUCGAGCAACUUUCCCUGAAAAGUGAAGGCCAGGCUGCAAAGGCUUCUGAUGCUAAUGAAGUGAGAAGGGACGGGAACAGUAAGAGUGCAGCAGUAUCACGCCCCCCUGAUUUGGAAUCAAAUAGCAUGAGUGAAUUCAAGGCAAUCGCUGCAGAUGCUUCUGUCUUUUCAUUUGGUGAUGAAGAAGACUAUGAAAGUGAGUGACCCUGCUGAGAUUCAUCACACUUUGUACAUAGAUGCCCGUGAAGGAUUUAUAUUAAAGGUGCAACAAAGAGAUGUGUAACGCGUCUGAUCUGGGAAGGGCAAGUUGAAAUUUUAUUUAUUCUUGUAUUUCAUUGCAAUUUGUAGCUUUGUACAUUUUAUCAUUAUGGUUUUCAUGGUUUGGAUGAAUAUAUGAUUGGAUUCAGACCAUUUUCUGAUGACAAUUAUUAUGGACUGACCACUUUCAAUAAAAUAAUAGCAUGGAGUAAGCACAUUUUCAUGCAAAA
Molecule: messenger RNA, 2362 nt
Organism: Phoenix dactylifera (date palm)
Lineage: Eukaryota; Viridiplantae; Streptophyta; Magnoliopsida; Arecales; Arecaceae
Product: phosphatidylinositol 3,4,5-trisphosphate 3-phosphatase and protein-tyrosine-phosphatase PTEN2A-like
Biological process (GO): dephosphorylation
Cellular component (GO): cytosol
Molecular function (GO): phosphatidylinositol-3,4,5-trisphosphate 3-phosphatase activity
Source: RefSeq, a predicted model, not a curated record